Molecule: messenger RNA, 385 nt
Organism: Effrenium voratum
Lineage: Eukaryota; Dinophyceae; Suessiales; Symbiodiniaceae
Source: the annotation of a GenBank genome assembly
AGCCCUUGGCUCGGAAACCUGUCUGCUCGCGAUUUCGGCGCCAUGGUGAACAUCCCAAAGACAAGGAACACGUACUGCCGGAAGUGCCGGAAGCACACCGGACACAAGGUGUCGCAGUACAAGACGGGCAAGGCUUCCCUGAGCGCGCAGGGCAAGCGACGAUACGAUAAGAAGCAGGCCGGCUUUGGCGGACAGACCAAGCCCGUCUUCCACAAGAAGGCGAAGACGACCAAGAAGAUCGUGCUGAAGUUUGAGUGCACCAAGUGCAAGGCCAAGCGAAUGAAGCCCAUCAAGCGCACCAAGCACUUCGAGCUGGGUACUGACUCCAAGAAGGGCAAGAACGAGUACGGCAGCAAGUACCGAUGAGAUGUGGGUGUUUUCUUCG